CGGUUGGUGGGAGAGUCAUGGUGCACUAAAAUACCUUUCCUUUUGCUACUAGUCAACUGAAUACUUCAAAUGUGAAGAAAAAAAACAUUUCUCUUUAACCACCGAACAGAUCUAAUAGAUAGUAGAUAUCCACUUGCCUUGCCCUUUCUUUUUCCCAAGAAACUUGAUCCUGUACUCAUGUCAUAGUUGCUGUUGAAGUAAUUAACCUCUUUGGAAGGUUUCAUCUUCAAUCUCUGAUGAAACAUGGCCUACUACACCUCUACCUAUUCUGGGUCUGAUUAUGGUGAGUACAAUUUCAACUCUUAUGCUGUCAAUUAUGAUUAUGCUCAAAUUCCAUCCUAUAUGACUUACACUGGCUAUGAGUACAAUCAACCAUAUUAUGGGUAUGAUCCAAAUUUAUAUUUUGCUCAUAAUUACCAUGCUCAGAGUUACCAAACCAUAGCAUACUCAGCCACCACUUUUAGUGACCCAAAAUCAAUUGUGUAUGAUCCCAAUUAUGGUAUGACUCAGCUUGUAAUCUCUUAUUCUAACUUGGAAUUCAAUGAACCUGCGUUUGAUGACUAUGACCCAACACCUUAUGGUGGUGGGUAUGACAUUGCUGAGACCUAUGGCAAACCUCUAUCACCUUCAGAUAAAAUUUGCUACCCUCGUUCUGGGUCAAGUUCAAUUAGUGAUCCCUUUGAUGCCGUUCCUGCUGGACCCAUAGUACCAUUGCCAACUGUAGAAGAGGAAAUUGAAGAGAAAACAGUGAAUGGAACUUCCGUCCAAACAAUUGAAGAAAAGCCAGAGUCACAAGAUAGUAGCAUAAAUCAGCCAAGGGAAUCUGAUGAAGGUGAAGAGAAUGAGGAAAAUCACUAUGAAGAUGACAACAAUUCUAGGUACAGUGGAGGACAGGUUGAUGAGCAUGAGAAGCAAGUGCCUCCUCAAUAUCCCAGUGGAUAUGGGUUGGAAGCUAUGGAUCUUUGUGAAAGUUUGUUUGGGUAUUGGCCUUGUUUGUCACGCAUGAAGAAGAGAGAACAUUGUUGUGAGGAAGUGACUGAUAGAGGAUACAAUUGUCAGGAGAAUAUGUGGAAAGGUACUGCAGAUUAUAUAUUUGGCAAUCCAUAUCCAUAUGGUGGAAGAGGGGAAGAUGAUUAUUCUGAUGAAUCAUGGUAA
This is a messenger RNA of Abrus precatorius (Indian licorice), 1155 nucleotides long. RefSeq lists its product as uncharacterized. NCBI's taxonomy places the organism in Eukaryota, Viridiplantae, Streptophyta, Magnoliopsida, Fabales, Fabaceae. The transcript is spliced from 3 exons. Gene Ontology annotation, molecular function: protein serine/threonine kinase activity; phosphatidic acid binding. Bases 244 to 1155 code for a protein of 303 amino acids. Gene Ontology annotation, biological process: protein phosphorylation. The record is from RefSeq and is a predicted model, not a curated record.